Molecule: messenger RNA, 3110 nt
Organism: Bombina bombina (fire-bellied toad)
Lineage: Eukaryota; Metazoa; Chordata; Amphibia; Anura; Bombinatoridae
Gene: POFUT1
Product: protein O-fucosyltransferase 1
Exons: 7
Coding region: 45-1253 (402 amino acids)
Biological process (GO): protein O-linked glycosylation via fucose; Notch signaling pathway; regulation of Notch signaling pathway
Cellular component (GO): endoplasmic reticulum
Molecular function (GO): peptide-O-fucosyltransferase activity
Source: RefSeq, a predicted model, not a curated record
AAGAUGGUGGAUUUUAUUGCCAGUCUGACUUUUACUCCUUCAAGAUGGCGGCGCCCAUGGGAAGCCGCUUUCUGACAGUAAAACUCAGAAGAGUGUACUCUCGUGUUACAGCCAUGGCCUGGUUCUUUUUGGUGCUAUUAAUUUUACCGGUACUCGGGGAUAAAGCUGAUUGGGACCCUGCGGGGUACGUAGUGUACUGUCCGUGCAUGGGGAGGUUUGGUAACCAAGCUGAUCAUUUCCUGGGUUCUUUGGCGUUUGCUAAGAUGCUGAAUCGGACACUUGUUGUACCUCCAUGGAUUGUUUAUCGUCAUCAUCGUCCUCCAUACACUAAUGAACAUGUACCUUAUGAAGAGUUUUUUCAACUUGAGCCUCUUGAAGAGUUCCACCGUAUCAUUAGUUUGGAGGAAUUCAUGAAAAAUGUUGCUCCCACCUAUUGGCCACCCAGUAAACGUGUGGCAUAUUGUUUCAGGGCAGCCGCACAGAGAAGUCCUGACAAGAAGACAUGUCCCAUGAAAGACGGAAACCCAUUUGGCCCAUUUUGGGAUCACUUUUAUGUGGACUUCAGUGAGUCCGAGCUAUUUGAUGGCAUUAAUUUUAGUAACUAUUAUAAAGAUGUGUGGAUGAGCAGGUUUCCACCCACUCGCCACCCAAUUUUAGCUCUCCCUGGUGCACCCGCUCAGUUUCCAGUACUAGAAGAACACCGUGUUUUUCAAAAAUACAUGGUGUGGUCUAAGAAGAUGGUUCAGGAGGGAGAGGAGCACAUCAGGUCUCUGCUGAUAAGACCUUUUGUUGGAAUUCAUCUGAGAAUUGGAUCUGAUUGGAAAAAUGCAUGUAACAUGCUGAAAGAUGGCACUGCUGGAUCUCACUUCAUGGCUUCCCCGCAAUGUGUUGGCUAUGACAGAAACAAAGCAGCACCUCUCACCAUGGACAUGUGUCUGCCAAACCUUAAGGAGAUAAAACGAGCACUAACACUGUGGGUGAAGAAAACCAAGGCCAGGUCUGUCUAUAUAGCCACAGACUCCACAUCUUAUGUUACAGAGAUCCAGAAGUCUUUAGGAGAAACCGUAAAAGUUAUAAGUCUCCAGCCUGAUGUGGCUCAGAUAGAUCUGUACAUCCUUGGUCAGUCUGAUCAUUUUAUUGGGAACUGUGUUUCCUCAUUUACAGCAUUUGUGAAGAGGGAGCGUGAUAUUCACGGGAAGCCAUCGUCAUUCUUUGGCAUGGAUUCUCCUAUAAAACUGGCAGAUGAGCUAUAGUAAAGAAGAAGAGAAUUAUUGGUACAUUACAUUAGUUUUGUAAAACUGAUUCAGAGAACGGUUCUAUGCUGUGGUAUGCGCCUCUCGCUGUAGUACAUUGUACUGCUGGGAUCAUUUUGAGCAUCGUUCUAAAACACUGCUUAUAGACAUCACAUUCCAGAAUGAUAAUCAUAUUUCACAUUAAAUAUGAUGUAUCUGCAUAUUUAUAUAUUUUACUCUUAUCUGGACUGAAUUUGUUUUAUAAAUUAUUCUUAUGUUUUAUAUUCAGUGAUCAGUGCAUAAACUCAAUGGGGGAAACAAAACCCCAAAACAAUCUAGCUCAAUCUUUUGAUUAUGGAAUAUCUGUUGAAAUUGGCAGGCAAAGAUCAGUAUCCUCGUCAGAAACAAAAAUUAGUAAAUGGUUUUCAGAUUAAACAGUUUCUGUGGGAAUUUCUUUUUUCAGUAAAGGAGCCUUUUUUUUUUUUUUUUGAAAACUAAUGUUCACUCCUGAUUAAAACUACUUUUCUCAAGGUAAUAGCAGAGGCUUUCUGCCCACCAAAAGAGGCUGUGAAAGUUGUAUUUAGCAAUCUGUGAGCAAUCCAUUCCUAGGGAUAUGUUGCACAUAAACAUUCACUUUCUGUUAGUUCCAGAAUCAAACUGAAAGGCCUUAACAUAAGCCUUAUCAAGCAAAUACAUUUUAAAAUCUUAAAGGGCCACUCGAUCAAAAUUAAACUUUCAUUAUUCAGCUAGAGCAUGCCAUUUUAAACAACUUUCCAAUUUGCUUCUAUUAACAAAAUGUGCACAGUCUUUUUAUAUUUAAACUUUUUGAGUCACGAGCUCCUACUGAGCAUGUGCAAGAAUAAGUGUGUAUGCAUUUGUGAAUGGCUGAUGGCUGUCACAUGGUACGUGUAUGCAGUUGUGAUUGGCUGAUGGCUGUCACAUGGUACAGGGGGAGUGGAAAAAUACAUAACUUUUAAUUGUCAGAAUAAAAAUCUACUACUCAUUUGAAGUUCAGACUAAGUGCUAUUGCAUUGUCUUGUUACCUUGCAUUUGCUGAUUAUACAAAUCUACUGUGUUGACUGGUCCUUUAAAAGGGAUCCCUGUACUAAAAAAUGUGUUGUCCCCUUAAUGUGCUCCAAAUGACUUGUUAUAUGUACUGGAUAGUAUUAAAUGUAUUGGAAAUGUUUCCUUUAUAUUAUAUCAUAUCAGUAUUUGAAAAAAAUGUUUUUUCUAACUAAAACCAUAACCUUUGACAAGCCUAUAACAAUGGGCUGAGCCUGCAAGUAUUUGUUAGAUAUUGAAAUUCUAAUUAUGGCUAGAGGUUUCAAUAAACACAAGCAGCUAUUUCACAUACAAAAUCUCUCUUAUAACCCCCACUGGGAGAUUAAUUAGUUCUACUGUCUCAUAUUUACAUACCUUUUUCUAUACAGAAAAUGUUUGUUGCUCAUAUUUUCAGUGUAUGUGGGGUUACAAUGGACAAAAGUAGCAUUUUCAUAUAACAAAGGUAAAUCAAAUCAGUUGUUUGCAAGCAAUUGCAUACACUCCAGCAGGUAAAAUAGACCAUUGGAAGUGGGGGGAGGACCUUUUAAAAUGCGUCCCUUUAAAUCAUGCUUUUUCAAAUAUAUAACAGAAAUAUCCAGAACUUAAUGACCCUCUGCUACUGUUGUGUUGGACGAUUUAUCUGAAUACACUUUUUGUUAUUUGAUUUUGCAUUCUUUUAUUUCUGUCCGUCAAAGAUGCUGGUGAAUAUAAAGCUUAUUCAAUCGAUUAUGUCAUUUAUUUUGUCACAUGCACAUAAUUAAGAUAUUUCAAUGCACUACAAUAUUUCUUACUAAUAUUUCUACAUAUUCAUUAUAAUAAAGUAUUUGCUUAGUCUCA